Messenger RNA from Uranotaenia lowii, 7500 nucleotides. Its product is annotated as cathepsin O-like. The record is from RefSeq and is a predicted model, not a curated record. The coding region runs from base 170 to 1300 and encodes 376 amino acids. Gene Ontology annotation, molecular function: cysteine-type endopeptidase activity. Lineage: Eukaryota; Metazoa; Arthropoda; Insecta; Diptera; Culicidae. Gene Ontology annotation, cellular component: lysosome. The transcript has 3 exons.
GCUUCGGAUGUUUCCCAAAGUGAUAAGUCUAGCUUUCGGGUUGAUAGAAUGAUGCUCAAGGGUUCUACAACCACUUCCAGAAAACAAAACCAUCAGUCCAGUUUUUGAGGGAAGCGGAAGAGAGCUGUUUUUUUUACUUUUGAUCGGUGUUAGUGAACUGUUGCUGAAGAUGUCUGAAGUUAUCGAAAUGAUUAUGAUCCUGAUCAUUGUCACCUUAUGCUUUCUGAUGAUUCCUUUCAAUCUGCAGCCGAAUCGUGUGAUCGAAGCUAGAAAAAAGUUCGACAUAUUCAUUCGACUUUAUGAUAAACCGUACCGGCACAAUAUGCGUGAAUACGAUCAUCGUUUUCAAAUUUUUCGAACAUCUCUCAAUCGCAUAGCGACCUUGAAUGCUCAUCGUGCAGAAAACGACACAGCGAUCUAUGGUAUCACGCAGUACGCGGAUCUGAGUGAUCGCGAGUUUUUGCUGAUGCAUUUGGAAGAUCUGAUGCACAACGAAGUUCCUGGUGUAGUGGAGCCGGAUGCUGUUAAUAUGUUGGAUAAAUUUAUCAUCGACUCGAGGAGUGCAGAAAUGAAAGAUGCAAUUAUAUUUUCAAGAGCUAAGCGGGAACUACAGGUGCCGGAAUAUCUGCCAAAGAUCGUUGAUUGGCGGGAGAAAGGAGUUAUCGGACCAGUAAAAUCUCAAGGCGGCUGUGGUGCGUGUUGGGCAAUCAGUGUAUUGGACACGAUAUCUUCAAUUUCUGCGAUCAAGCGAAAAGAAAAUGCAACCGAUCUUUGUACUGAGCAAGUGAUUAAUUGUGCCAAAAAUGGGAACUACGGAUGUGAGGGAGGCGACACCUGUCGGUUGCUGCAAUGGAUGAAGGAUGAAAAGGUCAAAGUGAAUACAUUGAAGGAGUGUCAGACGCUGGAAACUCUUCAGAAUGGAACAAGCUGUGAUUUCGGAACCAUCACCUCCAAAAGGGAUUUCCUAUCUGUAGAAAAAUAUUCAUGCGUCAGUUUGGUCGAUCGAGAGCAUCUGAUGCUGCGUUACCUGGCUACCCAUGGUCCGCUGGUGGUUGCUGUCAACGCCAUCUCGUGGCAAUACUAUUUGGGAGGUAUCAUCCAGUAUCACUGCGAUGGCAAUUACGAUGAUUUGAAUCAUGCGGUUGAGAUAGUCGGCUAUAACCUGGAGGGGCCGAUCCCAUAUUACUGGGUGAAGAAUUCUUGGGGCCCCAAAUUUGGAGACCGGGGCUACAUCAAAAUAGAAGUUGGGAAAAAUCUUUGCGGUAUCGCAAAUAGGGUUUCUUUCAUUGAUCUUAUUUAGUAAUAACAUUUUGUUUUCAUUAGUUUUUCAAUUUUUAUUUCCGUGUUGUCGUUUUUUAGAAUUCAUCAUGUUCUCUUGUUUGUUUGUUUUUUCUGCAAUAUAUGUUUUGUAUAAUGUAGUUUCGUGUUAUAUACAAUAAGUGUGUUGUUGCUCCAUUGUUUGUUUGCGUCGGUGCAAUUCACCUGUUUUAUUGAGAUGCUCAAUUUAAAUGCGCGAAUGAUUUUUAUUUAUUCAACCCGGUCGUGACAUCUGUCUUUCAUACUUUAUAAAUGUUAAUUCAAGAGAGAAUAAUAGGUGACUUGAAAAAACUACGGAUCUCUAGGUUUGACUGAAUAGUUUUGAUUCAAAAUGAACGGAUCGGAAAAAUGUCUAAUGCUAAAGCAAUUCCUAAAGAGGCAUUUUCACUGAACGGGAUGAAGCAGUUCGAUGUUUGUUUUCCGGAUUUGGUUUAAUUGUUGGACGAAAUUAAUCGAAGUUCCGGGCAAAGAAAAUUGCAUGGAUUUGGAAUUUUUGUUUUGUGAAAAAAAUUGUAGAUCAAACAGGAAGUAUACGAGAAACUUUUAUAACUUGUGAAAAAAUUUCGAGGCUUGUCAAAUUGUUCAAUAUUUCAGACUGAGUCUAUCUUAAUGGCUCAAAGUUGUGUUUGAAAUACUCAAAUUUAUAAUUUGAUUUAAAAUUAUAAGCUCUGAAUUAAUAUCCUGCUGCAGACAUUUAAAAUUUCGCAAAGGAAAUUAAUAAUCAGGAUUUUCAAAAGUGAAUAUUCGGAAUAUUAAUUUAUCAAAAAUCAAAUUUCUUUGAUUCCGUCAAUCGGUACAUCAUGCAAUACUUUUCAACUUCAGUGGCUUCUAAAAACUUAAUGUCAAAAGAUAAAUAAAAGAUAAUAAAAGAUAAAUAAAAGAUAAUACCACAUGAAUAUAAAAAGUUUAAAGUUUUUUUUUGACAUGGUCAGAAAAAUUAUUGGUUUCACCAGCUAUUUUUCAAUUUACAAAAACAUGCGAUUUUCACCCUACUAAGAAAAAAAGGGUUUGGAAAUUUGAAGUUUUUGAUAUAUUGGUGAUUUCUUUACGCAUGAAGCAUAACAGCAGUAAUUUGCACUAAAUUUUACAUUUUUCUAUCAAAAAUGUUUAUAAAGAAAAAGCAUAAGGGUGCUGCAUACAUUUAGGAGUAAAAAACCUACAAACAAUUCUACUAGCUGAAAUAAUAAAAGUUAAUGUUUGGAUGGAUAAAAUUUUAAAAUAACCAAACAAGUGAUGCAAAACAAUAGGGGAGAGUGGGGAUACUUGAUCCCCUUUUCUUAUUUUCACCAUAUCUUUAUGGAAAAAUUUAGCAACUCGCCGUCUUUGACAUUUUCUGACAGCUUGUAACUUCAAGUUUCUAUGCUCCAAAAAUUAGAACGAUACUUGAACCCGUUGAUGAACUAGAAGCAUUUUCGUGGGAGUAAAAAAAUUGCAAUUUUUCUGAAGAUAGGGGAGAUUUGAUCCCCUAUUGAAGGAGACUUGAUCUUAUAUUCAGGAAGCCCUAAUCCGUGUAUAAAAAUCUAACAAAACCCCAAGAUAGAAUGUUAAUUGACUAUUUUAGUCAUGUUUGUUCUCAUUUCACAAUUUAUAGCAGACAUAAGAAGAAAAUUCUAUACCUGAUCUCAACGCUUAUAACAUUGCAUACUUAAAGGCGCUAUUUCUAUAAUCAAGAGAAAAUUAAUUAUUUUUGCUCUUUUCUUCAGACAAUUGUUUGAUAAAUAUUACUUUUUGGAUAAAUAUUAGUAAUUUCGUAAUCAGCAAUCAUAACGAUCAAUUCAGAAGAAGAAUAUGCCGUUUCGAAGGGGGAUCAAUUGUACCAAACUCUAGGGGAUCAAUUGUACCCAUAAUCAACAUUUUAGAAAACUUUUUCUGAAAAAAGUUGGGAGUUUUCCAUUGCUUUGAAAAUUCGGCAUUAUGAAGUUCAUUUUACGCUCGAACGAUUGAUUCAUUGGAACAAAUAUUUUUUUCAUAAUUUUCCCAUGUAAGGAACAUUUUAAAGUGUUGAAAAAAGAUCUUCAAGUUACAUUUUGUGAAAUUUUUCAAAAAAAGUUCAAUUACUCAAACAAUUAUUUUGUUAAAAAAAAUUUUAACUACAAGCAUUGUUAUUUUAAUAUUCUAGCAUUCUAAUAUUCUAGCAUAUGGAAACGAGAUUUUUAAGGUGAAUCCUUGAUUUGCAUUUUGAUGCAUUUCAGCUCAGACCGGAAACAGAAUUAUAAAUAUAUUUAUUAAAAAAAUAUAUAUAGCAAUUGUCUGAAAAAUCUUUUCACACAAACAGUGUUGGUCUAGGAUAAUAUAAGCAAUAUAAAAUUUGUAGGAGAUAUCAUUAAGCCAAUCCGUCACACCGGUUAAAGUAGCAACAUGCCCCAUUUGACGGUUUUCGAUGUCGUAAAAAACUUUACCCAGUAUGGCGGAUUGGCCUGAUGAAAUCACAUACAAACUUUUUACUGGUUUAAUCAUCCUAUUCCAACACUAUGGGUGUAAAAAUGUUAUUUGAACAAUCACCACAUUUUUUUAAAUCAAUAUUUUUAUAAUACAGUUACCUGCCUGGGAUAAGAUGCAACAUAAUGCAAUUCGAAAAAAAACCUUUUAACUUUCGUUUCCAUAUACUCGAAUAUGAUAGUUCUGCAUCACGCAUUUGUCAAAAUUGAAAUUCCAUUCAUCCAAACAUUUAUUUUUAGGAUUCCAGCUAGUUGAACUUUUUGUAGUAUUAUUUACCCCUAAAUGUAUGCAAUGUCCUUUUGUUCACAGAAAAUAAUAUUUUUUUCAACAGAACCAGAAAUUACUGCAAUUGGUGUUUUUUAAACGAAAUGGCUUUUAUGGCAUCAAAAAUUUAUCGAAAACUAUACAUUUAGGUACUUAUGUUUUCAUUAGAUUUUUCAUUAAAAUCAAAGUUUGUUGCAACUUAUCCCUUUAUCUAAAUAUAGUGAAAAUCGCAUGUUAAAUAAAAAAUUAAUAAUAACUGAAGAAACCAAUUUUUCUUUUGACUACGCCAGUUUGAUGUCCCACUAAGCUAAAAACUUUAAACCUUUACCCUUUAUGGAGGUAUGGUUAUCUAUGGACGUGAGUUUCUUAGAAGCCAUUGAACUUGAAAAGUGUUGCAUGUUGCUUCGUUUGACGGUAUUUAAUUAUGAUAGUAUGGUUGUUCCAACUCCUGAAAAGCCAAUAUCUAACAAUGAAUUGAAUCCUCCGAAAUACGAAAUUUUUAUAGUAUUUUGAAGGAAUCAUCAAAGUAGAUAUCUAAUUUUCGACCAUGUUUGCUUGGUUUGUCAAAAAAAAAAAUAUUCAAAAAAUUUUUUUGUACAAUUCGAUUAUAUCUACUUCAAGGCGUUUGAAUUCCACCGUUUUAUCUUAUAAAGGCUGCUAAAAAUUGAUUUUCAAAUUAAAUAAUAGCUCCAAUUUUCGAAAGUUAAUUAAUUUUGUGUUUUUUAAAUAAAAAAAAAUAGUUCAACAAAUGUUGUAAAUUAUUGAAAACACAAUUUCCUAAGCUUUAUGUCUAUACUGCUAAAGCUAUGAUCAUUUAGUAUCUGGACACUUUAUUUCGGCGAUAGCUUCGUUAUUAGAGCUCGGAUAUGCAAAACUUCAAAAGCUUUGUGUUGGUUAUGAAAAGGACUAUCUUGCCUAUUUUUUGAAGAUUUUUAAGUUAACGUGUGUUUGAGAUAUUUACUAUGCAAAAAGACAUGGUAAAAAUCAUUUUGCACAAUCGCCUCGGAAAUACUUUAUUGUCAACUUGAAAACUCAUGAACUGUUAAUUUUUUCUGAUUUUUAUUUUGCCCAACUGGUUAAGAAGUAUUAGGAGCCAUUAUAGAAUGCUCACGAAGUUCAAUAAAAGCAUCGUAAUGACUCUUAAUCUUAAAUAUGGCUAAAAUAACUAUUGUUAUUGUGAAUUACUGAAUGUAGACGCUUUAACUAUGCAGUAAAUCCGUUUCAGGCAGACAGAAAGUGUUGCCUGACUAGAAGACACCAAGAUAAUAACUAAUAAUGAGCAGUUCCAUAGAUCGCAAUCUGUGCAACCGGUUUUUACGCAAUGUGACAUAUAUGUUCUGAUGGACAAAGAAAUUUAUGGUAAAACCGAAUUCAAGAAGUCAAAUUCUUCGAGAUGCCUACUCAUGAAAAGGUUCCAAUCAGAUUCCAAUAGGUUUUAUUAGGUGAAUUUGUGUAAAAUAUCAUGAUUAUGCAAAGGUUUUGCUUCUCUGGUAAAAAUAAUAGGUCAAAACAUGACUGAAAAAAGUGUGCAAUGAUAAAAUAAGAGAUUUUAUAAUAAAGGAAGAGUAUUUCUUGUAAUCAACGAUAAAUUAUUAUUUUUAUAUUUUUACAUUAAAUGUCAUAUUAACACCUUUAUUUACUCCAUAUAAAGUUUUUCGAUCAGAUGAAUAGUUUUUAAAAUGCACACGCACACGUAGCUGCCCGAAUUCUAAAUGAUCAUAACCUUAUAUUUCAUAAAGUUCCGUUUUUCAUAUUUCAACAUCUCUGCUAUUUGAUAUGAAGUAUAGAAACUUAUAUAUAAAUAGGACAUUAACAGAUUUAUCAAAUCACUACUCCCACGAAACAAUAAAAAUCUCAAAAACAAGUUACUGUCGUUAACUAUGUUCUGUGCCCAACCAAACUGAACAUAAGUUUAUGGAACGUAAUUUUGAACCCUCAUAACAAGUCUACAAAGCUCGGUACGAGAUCUCGUCCAAAAGAUGAUUGAUUCAAGUUAUUGACCUACAAAAGAUCAAAAUCAGUGAUCUAAAAAUUUCUCCUGUUAGGUAGUAAAAACUCAUAACCCUAUCGAAAUGCUUCAAAACCUAUUCUGCCAGUUAAAUUCCAUUCUACUCCGAUCGUUUGUUCAAUGAAAAACUGCCAUAUCUCAGUUGAGGAUGAAUUUUGCGUCUUUCUCGCGUUCUAUGUCAAUGAAUUAUUUAAUAGUUGCUAAGCAAGUGACUUUGUAUCAUUAUGAUAACAGUGAUUAUGCAGUGCAAUUGUAACCGAUCAGGCGGUUUAAGGCGAAGUAUUGUUUUUUUUUAUCCUUACAUUUGUUGAAUUGUUUUUUUUAUUACAAACAUGUGAUCAAUUUUCGAUCAUUGUUUUUGCUGCUAUAUUAAUUUUUUUAACUACGCGUUUUAAAAUUGAAAAUAUUAUUCUCCAAUUAGAAGGUGACAAUUUCAGUAAUUGAAUUUGAUUAGCCUAGAACGCAACAAAGUAAGGUCCGAAAAAACUUUACAUCCUCCCUCGGUAUCAUCGUGGUCGUCGUAUUUUGAACGUUUUUUUUUUUCAUUCCUAAUUCAAAAUAACUGAACUCUAUUAAAAAUACUAUCACACGCGUUUGCUAUCGAAUAGAUAAAAACGAUUCAUAAUAGUGUCUGUGUAUCCUUUUUUUUCAACAGUUCACCCGCAUUGUCGCUUUAUUUUUCGAUUUAAAAAAUUCCUACUUUUUCGUAUGCUCUCUAACUGCGAAUCUGUUUAUAAAAGUUUCGAUUUUCCUAUAUACACGCACAUCACUCGUUCAAAGUCACGUUUUGGACUGGGGAGUUCUUCUACCCCGUCCAGAUUCUCGGUUUUAUCCGGUAACAACUUCACAUUCUAUCCGCUAGCAGAGUGUCGAAACCAUAGAGUUCAUACAGAGCAUUCGCCUUCUUAACUCAGGGGUGCGUUAAACGAUUAUUUGACUAUACAUACUUAAAACUUGAUUACUCACUCUCAAAUAUCGAUUGUAAUUAAAGCAUUGAUAAGGUAGCAUCAUAAAUAAGGAUUGCCAUUUGACUACAUUCCUGUUUUUGCGUUCAAAAUCCCUAUUUCUGUUGAGUAUAAGAUCAAGAAAGCUCCAGUCGAUAGAUUAGCUUCCUCAAAUAUCUUUUUUUCUACACAGAAAAAAUAAAAACAAAAAGUGUCUGUAGCUAGCUGAAACCAUCUUAAAGCGUGAGGAAAAGACGAUAAUUCGUUUAUUUUCUCAAGUAUUUGUAUUUGUUUAAAUCAGUCUCAUUUAAGGCGAAACUUAUUCUCUGCAACAUGCUAUGUGUGGAUGAAUGAAUGUUUGUAGAAUGUGAGUGUUGUGUAUAUGAAAGAGUGUUUUAUGAUAAUUACACAUGAUUGAAUGCUUCAAACGCUUCUAUUAGUUUCUCUAGAUAUUUGUCUUCGAUUUGAACAAGCGAAAUAAACUAUCCGACUAAACUACAAUGCUAGUAGUAUGCUUUCAUGAAAUAC